Diatraea saccharalis (sugarcane borer) is the source of this 1146-nucleotide messenger RNA. The record is from the annotation of a GenBank genome assembly. NCBI's taxonomy places the organism in Eukaryota, Metazoa, Arthropoda, Insecta, Lepidoptera, Crambidae.
AUGUCGAAUGUUAAGAAAGUUUGUACUGGAUGUCAGAUAGCUAUAGAGGACAGAAGGUACUUCCUGUGUGGCAAAUGUGGACAAUAUUACGACUUGAUUUGUGCCAAUGUUUCGGAGCAACGAUUUUACAAUACCAUGACCAAAGAACAUAAAAAUGCAUGGAGGUGUGUAUUAUGCAUAAGUAAACAGCCUAAAUUCGACAAUACCAAUACACCAGUACGUGCUGUCAUCGAUGCAGUUACGGUGCAGCGAGGUGCUGCGGUUACGUCACCUAUGCAAUUGGAUAUGUCGGUCGUGGAAAAUCCUCAAUCAGUCAUGGACACUACCAUAGAAACCUAUCAUAACAUGACAAUAGAAAUGACGGAAUUCCAAUCGUUUGUCUUAGAAAUGCGUGCAUUUAGAGAGGAAAUUCGAGAAGAAAUGCGAGCUAACCGCUUAGAGUCUAAGCGAUUGAACGACAGCGUGGCCGCGCUUGCGGACAGGAUCACUGAAUGCGAAAGCCAUAUGAAAAAACUUGAUGAACGCGUGGAGCAACUAGAAGUCCGACUCUCUGAUAAACGGGAUGGCACUUCAACGCUGUCGGCAGCAAUUGAUCAAUUAAAAUCGGAGCUUAAUGAACGAGAUCAGGAGUUCUUGCUCACAGAUAUUGAAAUAACUUGCAUACCGGAACAAAAGGAGGAAAAUUUGUUAACCAUCGUAAACAAAGUGGCUACAAAACUAGGCGUGACUUUGCAUGCUGAAGAUGUCGUGAGCGCUGUGCGCAUGGGGCGUAUUCUCGAUGUAACUCGGUCCCCUGCGACAUCCCGCCCGCGCCCAAUAGUGGUACGUUUGGCGCGACGUGCCAUGCGAGACAGGUUCCUUGAUGCUGUAAAGGUGCGCCGUGGAGCGAAUACGGAGGACAUGAACCUGCCUGGCAGGCCGUGCCGCUUUUUUGUGAACGAGAGGUUGACAAAGCGGAACAGGCAGUUGUUUCGACGUGCUCGAGAAUUAGCACGUGACCUAGGGUGGCGUUACGUUUGGACGAAGGAUGGACGUAUAUUUGCACGUCAUCGUUCUGGAAGUGACGCCCCUCGUCACCACUUACGCUCAGAGGCUGAUCUAAGUCGAGUUUUUGGAACAGUACCCUCGAGAACCUCUACUAGUUAA